AAAGACGAGACACUUAGACACUGAUGUCGAGAAACGAGCCGAAGGCGAUAACACAUUAAGUAGCGAGGUCAGGAGUGGAGCCGAGGCAGGCCGCCUGGCCCGGGGCCCACGCCUGUCAGCACUGAGCCAGGCCGCCUGGAGAAGCCUGGCCCCCAGGGUCCACGCCUUUCAGCAGGAAGCCAGGCCGCCUGGAGAAAGGCCUUUCUGGAGAGGACCCCGGAGUGAAGGCUGCACGACGCUCAUGUUUUGCCAGGUGUUGGAGGAGAGAGACCUGCAGCUUUGUGUGAACAUGUCGGUGCUGAUCUCGCAGAGUGUGAUCGGUUAUGUAGAAGAAGAGAACAUCCCUGCCCUGAAGGCGCUUCUGGAGAAGUGCAGGGAUGUGGACGAGAGGAACGAGUGCGGCCAGACUCCACUGAUGAUAGCUGCCGAGCAGGGCAGCCUGGAGAUCGUGAAGGAGCUGAUUAAGAAUGGAGCCAACUGCAACCUGGAGGAUUUGGAUAACUGGACAGCACUCAUAUCGGCCUCAAAGGAAGGACACGUGCACAUUGUGGAAGAGCUUCUCAAGUGCGGGGCGAACUUGGAGCACCGGGACAUGGGAGGAUGGACAGCUCUGAUGUGGGCCUGCUACAGAGGCCGCACAGAAGUGGUGGAGUUGCUGCUUUCUCAUGGGGCCAACCCCAGUGUCACUGGUCUGCAGUACAGUGUUUACCCAAUCAUUUGGGCAGCAGGGAGAGGCCAUGCAGACAUAGUGCAUCUUCUACUGCAAAAUGGUGCUAAAGUCAACUGCUCUGAUAAGUAUGGAACCACCGCCUUGGUUUGGGCUGCUCGAAAGGGUCACCUGGAAUGUGUAAAACACCUACUGGCCUCGGGCGCUGAUGUCGACCAAGAAGGAGCUAAUUCAAUGACUGCACUUAUCGUGGCUGUAAAAGGAGGCUACACACAGUCUGUAAAAGAAAUUUUGAAGCGGAAUCCCAAUGUGAAUUUGACAGAUAAGGAUGGGAACACGGCGUUGAUGAUUGCCUCAAAGGAGGGGCACACGGAGAUCGUGCAGGACCUGCUCGACGCUGGGACGUACGUGAACAUACCUGACAGGAGUGGGGAUACUGUUUUGAUCGGUGCCGUCAGAGGUGGUCAUGUGGAAAUUGUCCGAGCGCUUCUCCAAAAAUACGCUGACAUCGACAUUCGCGGGCAGGACAAUAAAACUGCUCUGUAUUGGGCUGUUGAGAAAGGAAAUGCGACCAUGGUGAGAGACAUCUUACAGUGCAAUCCUGACACGGAAAUAUGCACAAAGGAUGGUGAGACACCCCUGAUAAAAGCGACCAAGAUGAGAAACAUCGAGGUGGUGGAGCUGCUGCUGGAUAAGGGAGCUAGAGUGUCUGCCGUGGACAGGAAAGGAGACACUCCUUUGCAUAUUGCUAUUCGAGGGAGGAGUCGGAAGCUGGCAGAACUUCUUCUAAGAAAUCCCAAGGAUGGAAGGUUGCUGUAUAGGCCCAACAAAGCAGGCGAGACUCCUUACAACAUUGACUGUAGCCACCAGAAAAGUAUUCUCACUCAAAUAUUUGGAGCCAGACACCUGUCCCCCACAGAGACAGAUGGGGACAUGCUGGGCUAUGACCUGUACAGCAGUGCCCUGGCCGACAUUCUCAGCGAGCCCACCAUGCAGCCGCCCAUUUGUGUGGGGCUGUAUGCGCAGUGGGGCAGCGGCAAGUCUUUCCUCCUCAAGAAGCUGGAAGAUGAAAUGAAGACUUUUGCAGGACAGCAGAUUGAGCCUCUUUUCCAGUUCUCGUGGCUGGUCGUGUUCCUGACCCUGCUUCUCUGUGGGGGGCUGGGGCUGCUAUUGGCGUUUACGGUCGACCCAAAUCUCGGAAUAGCAGUGUCUCUGAGCUGCUUGGCUCUCUUAUACAUAUUUUUUACUGUCAUUUACUUUGGUGGACGGAGGGAAGGAGAGAGUUGGAAUUGGGCCUGGGUCCUCAGUACGAGGUUGGCAAGACACAUUGGCUAUUUGGAACUCCUCCUCAAAUUAAUGUUUGUCAAUCCGCCCGAACUGCCGGAGCAAACCACUAAAGCUUUACCUGUGAGGUUCUUGUUUACAGACUACAAUCGCCUGUCCAGCGUGGGCGGGGAGACAUCCAUGGCUGAAAUGAUCGCCACCCUCUCCGACGCCUGCGAGAGAGAGUUUGGCUUUUUGGCAACCAGGCUUUUCCGAGUGUUCAAGACUGAAGACACGCAGGGCAGAAGGAAGUGGAAGAAGACCUGCUGCCUCCCGUCUUUCGUCAUCUUCCUUUUCGUGCUUGGCUGCGCUGUUGCCGGGAUCGCCCUCCUGGCCAUAUUCAGAGUCGACCCGAAACACCUGACGGUGAACGCCGUCCUCAUAGCCAUUGCGUCUGUCGUGGGUUUGGCCUUCCUGCUGAACUGUCGCACCUGGUGGCAGGUGCUGGACUCUCUCCUGAACUCUCAAAGGAAGCGCCUCCACAGCGCUGCCUCCAGGCUGCACAAGUUGAAAAGCGAAGGAUUCAUGAAAGUUCUCAAGUGCGAGGUGGAGCUGAUGGCCAGGAUGGCCAAAACCAUUGAUAGCUUCACUCAGAACCAGACGAGGUUGGUGGUCAUCAUCGACGGGCUGGACGCCUGCGAGCAGGAUAGAGUGCUGCAGAUGCUUGACACUGUCCGAGUUCUGUUUUCCAAAGGUCCCUUCAUUGCCAUUUUUGCGAGCGAUCCGCACAUCAUCAUAAAGGCCAUUAACCAGAACCUCAACAGUGUGCUUCGAGACUCCAACAUCAACGGGCACGACUACAUGCGGAACAUUGUCCAUCUGCCUGUUUUCCUGAACAGCCGUGGGCUGAGCAAUGCAAGGAAAUACCUUGUAACCUCAACCACGAAUGGGGACAUUCCAUGCUCGGAUGCUACAGGGAUGCAGGAUGAUGCUGACCGAAGAGUGUCACAGAUCAGCCUUGGAGACAUGACCAAACUUGGCAGCAAGACCGCCCUCAACAGACGGGACACCUACCGGAGGAGGCAGAUGCAGCGGACCAUCACCCGGCAGAUGUCCUUUGACCUCACAAAGCUGCUGGUGACCGAGGACUGGUUCAGUGACAUCAGUCCCCAGACCAUGCGACGGUUGUUGAAUAUCGUCUCUGUGACAGGGCGAUUACUGAGAGCCAAUCAGAUCAGUUUCAACUGGGACAGGCUUGCCAGCUGGAUCAACCUCACGGAGCAGUGGCCAUACCGAACUUCAUGGCUCAUAUUGUAUUUGGAAGAGACUGAAGGCAUUCCAGACCAGAUGACGUUGAAAACCAUCUACGAAAGAAUAUCUAAGAAUAUUCCAACAACGAAAGACGUGGAGCCACUGCUUGAAAUUGAUGGAGAUAUAAGAAACUUUGAAGUGUUUUUAUCUUCACGGACCCCAGUUCUCGUGGCUCGAGAUGUGAAAACCUUCCUGCCGUGCACUGUAAACCUGGACCCCAAGCUGCGGGAGAUUAUUGCAGAUGUUCGUGCUGCAAGAGACCAGAUCAACAUAGGAGGACUUGCGUAUCCCCCACUUCCUUUACAUGAAGCUCCCCCGAGGCCCCCAUCCGGCUACAGCCAGGCUCCGUCUGUGUGCUCCUCUUCUACGUCCUUCAAUGGGCCCUUCGCGGGCGGGGUUGUGUCCCCCCAGCCUCACAGCAGCUACUACAGUGGCAUGACAGGGCCCCAGCACCCCUUCUACAACCGGCCAUUCUUUGCCCCAUACCUUUACUCGCCAAGGUAUUACCCUGGCGGUUCCCAACAUCUCAUCUCACGUCCACCAGUAAAAUCGAAUUUGCCCAGAGAUCAAAGCAAUGGCCUAGGGCCGGGCCCAGCCUCCGGCGCGGUGCCACUGAACUCGAUGACCGUGGACGCGGUGUGCGAGCGGCUGAAGCAGGUCGAAGGGCUGGAGCAGAGCUUGCUGCCGCAGUACUGCGCCACCAUCAAGAAGGCAAACAUCAAUGGCCGUGUGCUGGCUCAGUGCAACAUCGAGGAGCUGAAGAAAGAAAUGAAUAUGAAUUUUGGAGACUGGCAUCUUUUUAGAAGCACAGUGCUGGAAAUGAGAAACGCAGAAAACCAGGUGGUGCCUGAAGAGCCCCGAUUACUCAGUGAGAACAGCAGCGGGCCCGUCCCCCAGGGCGAGCCUGCUCGGCGGUCUUCGCACAACGAGCUGCCCCACACCGAGCUCUCCAGCCAGACUCCCUACACGCUCAACUUCAGCUUCGAGGAGCUCAACACGCUCGGCCUCGACGAGGGUGCCCCACGGCACAGCAACCUGAGCUGGCAGUCGCAAACUCGCAGAACCCCCAGUCUUUCGAGCCUCAACUCCCAGGACUCCAGCAUCGAAAUCUCCAAGCUGACUGAUAAGGUGCAGGCCGAGUACAGAGACGCCUAUAGAGAGUACAUUGCGCAGAUGUCGCAGUUAGAAGGGGGCCCGGGCUCCGCCACCAUCAGUGGCAGGUCCUCCCCGCACAGCACAUACUACAUGGGGCAGAGCUCCUCGGGGGGCUCCAUUCACUCUAACCUGGAGCCAGAGAAGGCGAAGGAGGGCGAGCCAAAGCCAGACGACGGGAGGAAGCCGUUUCUAAUGAAGAGGGGGGAUGUCAUAGACUUCUCCUCGCCCGGGGUCUCCACCAGCGAUGCCUCCCCCCUGGAUCCGAUCACCGAGGAAGACGAGAAAUCCGACCAGUCAGCCAGUAAGCUCCUCCUGGGCAGGAAGCCCUCGGAGAGGCCGAGUCUCUUCCAGACGGACCUGAAGCUCAAGGGGGGAGGCCUGCGCUACCAGAAGCUCCCCAGUGAUGAGGACGAGUCUGGGACAGAGGAGUCGGACAACACGCCCCUGCUCAGGGACAGGGACCAGAAAGGUGACGGCAAAGCAGAGCGAGCGCGGUCCCCCGAGCACAGCGCCGAGCCCAUCCGGACCUUCCUCAAAGCCAAGGAGUACCUGUCAGACGCCCUGCUCGACAAGAAGGACUCCUCCGAUUCGGGGGUGCGGUCCAGCGAGAGCUCCCCCAACCACUCGCUCCACAACGAGGCCGCUGACGACGCCCAGCUCGAGAAGGCCAACCUCAUAGAGCUCGAGGACGACGGCCACCGCGGGACUCGGGGCCUGCCGCACAGCCUGAGUGGCCUGCAGGACCCGAUUGUGGCGCGGAUGUCCAUUUGUUCCGAAGACAAGAAGAGCCCGUCUGAGUGCAGCCUGAUAGCCAGCAGCCCCGAGGAGAGCUGGCCGGCCUGCCAGAAGGCCUACAACCUCAACCGCACGCCCAGCACCGUGACCCUCAACAACAACAGCGCGCCCGCCAACAGGGCCCAUCAGAGCUUCGACGAAAGGGAGGGCACCCGGGAUACCGCCCAGGUCAUCCUGAGGCCAGCGCCCAGUGCCAGCUCCGCCGCCCUUCAGAAUGAAAACCUGAAGAGCGUGGCGCACAAGCGAAGCCAGCGUUCGAGCUACACACGGCUCUCGAAGGACUCCUCGGAGCUCCUCGCAGUGGCCUCUCCCGAUAGCACAGGCUUCGGGGAAGAGAGAGAAAGCAUCCUGUAGGAAAAUGCGCCAAGUGGGGUCGCACCACUGGAGCCCGCGAUGGAGCUGACCGAGUUUUAUGGGGAACCCACCCAUGCACGCCGCCUUCUGCGUGUCCUUCCCACUGAGUAGUGGGUGGGGGGCCUGUGGUAAGGACACGGCACACCGGAGGCGGUGUUGGAGAGGCUGGUGCUCACUCGGCCUCCACCGUCUGUAAUUAGGACCUUCGCACUCGGUAUUCUGGCCUCCAUUGGCACAUACUCCAUAAACAUUUUUGAGACAAGAUCUGAAUAUAAAGACCAGUCAGAUGUUUUAUUACAUACAAAGGGUUUAAUUUGCCGGAGAAAAAUGAACACUUCUAGACCCCUUUUGUAGAAUGUGCUCAUCAGAGAGGAGGGGAGGCUCAGUCUUAGAUGGACCAGAAGCAUUUCGCUCUCUAGGGUAUGAGAGCUGACAGGUGGUGGAGUAGCCCAGACCCCAGGUAGGCUGAGAGCCAGUGCUCCACUGUGUGAAUAGUCAGAUUGCUUAUCAAAGGGUUUCUGAUUUUAAGUAGAAAAUAUGUGAUAAAGAGGCUUUAAAAAUUGAUAAGAACGUGAGACAGUAGCUCCCAGUGGCUGGGCCAGGUGAGCUGCAGGGAGAGGCCUGCAGGGCAGGUCCUAACCUCCCCCCACCUGGACGCUCCUCUCUCCGGUUACACACCGGGCUUCAGGCGCCAUCUGCCUGCCUGAGAACUCACCUGGUCUGCUCUGUCACUUUUAAAUUGUGUGCUCUGCCUUUCUCAGUGAGUCUGGCCAUGAGAGAAAAAACCGAAUUUCUUUCUCAGGAGAAUCGGAAUAGGCUGAUUACCUGUUACAUUGGUAAUAGGCUCUAAUGAAUAUUUAUGGGCGAGAGAGUAAGGAAAUAACUACAUCAGCAAGGCCAGUGAUGGAUCAGGAGGAAGCUAACCUUUGCCUUCCGUACAGGGCAGCUGACCAGCUUCACCUUCCUGAGGCAGCCUGUUAAUUCCGGGGUCAUAGAAGGGAAGCUUUUUUAAAAAGUUUAAAAACACAGCACAGCAAGGGUAGAGAAGGUGUGGCUGGCAUGACUGCCCACUGUUGUCGGCGGAGCUAGAAUGGCCACGUUGAAGGAUUCCGUGGGCCGGGACUGAGCCCGUUGUGUGCGUUGGGAUUUCUGACUACGUAGAAUUAGUUCUGGCAGCAUGUCCUCAGUCAGAUGGGACGUUAGGUGUAAGACGUAGACGGGCGAUUAACUGACUCUAGUGUUUCAUUGUGGUGUGUUCACGUAGUGGGUUUUAUUAAUGUGCUGAGUAAAUUAUUAACUUGACCAGUCAUUGCACUAAGUAGUUGCUCUUUGGAGUGUCACUGCCGUGAUGUUUGAGUGUAAUCUAACUGUCAUAGAGCCUUCAUUUUGCGUGACCCUGACAAGUGUUUAACCAAUUAAAAAGGCAGGAUGUUAUUGACAUUAUGUAUUGAAAUGUUAAUGUUUUAGUAUUUAUGGUGUUUAUUAGCUUGUAAUGUUUUAUAAUUAGUAAUUACUUCAGAGGAAACACGUUCUUUUUCAGCUGAGUAGGUGCAGCUUAAUGUCACGAUAGAUAUUUAUACUGUUUGUGAAGUUAAUACUGUGGUGUUACGUGUACAAGAAGAUUUAGAAAAAAUAAAAAGUUGCAUGCCA
Miniopterus natalensis is the source of this 7195-nucleotide messenger RNA. NCBI's taxonomy places the organism in Eukaryota, Metazoa, Chordata, Mammalia, Chiroptera, Miniopteridae. The record is from RefSeq and is a predicted model, not a curated record.